This is a messenger RNA of Prionailurus viverrinus (fishing cat), 2339 nucleotides long. It is a transcript of the gene UAP1, whose product is annotated as UDP-N-acetylglucosamine pyrophosphorylase 1. Gene Ontology annotation, biological process: UDP-N-acetylglucosamine biosynthetic process. Bases 289 to 1854 code for a protein of 521 amino acids. NCBI's taxonomy places the organism in Eukaryota, Metazoa, Chordata, Mammalia, Carnivora, Felidae. Gene Ontology annotation, molecular function: UDP-N-acetylglucosamine diphosphorylase activity. The record is from RefSeq and is a predicted model, not a curated record. The transcript has 11 exons.
GCGCUCGCGGCGCUGACGUGUCCGGGCGGGCGGUGGCGGCUCCUCCCGGCGCCCGCAGCCACUCGUCGCUGCGAGAGAGGGGCGGGGUGGCCGGGGCCGCGCUCCCCGGGGCCAGCUCGCGGCCCGCCCCGCCGCCCCGGCCCCCCGGAUGAGGGUAUAUAUUCGGAGCUGGCGCGGGACGCCGAGGAGUGGCCGCACGGAGCCGGAGCCGGGCGGAGCCGCGAUCACGCUGAGGGAGGUUUACAGGCCCAGAGAUUAUACCUCUGUCUUCACCACCACCAGAGCAUUAUGAAUGUUAAUGAUCUCAAAGUCAGGUUGUCCAAAGCUGGACAGGAACACCUGCUACAGUUCUGGAAUGAGCUGGAUGAAGCCCGACAGGUAGAACUUUAUGCGGAGCUCCAGGCCAUGAACUUUGAGGAGCUGAACUUCUUUUUCCAGAAGGCCAUUGAAGGGUUUAACCAGUCGUCUCAGCAAGAGAAAAUGGAUGCCCGCAUGGAGCCUGUCCCUCGAGAGGUGUUGGGCAGUGCCACCAGGGACCAAGAUCGGCUGCAAGCCUGGGAGAGUGAAGGACUUUUCCAGAUUUCUCAGAACAAAGUGGCAGUUCUCCUUCUAGCUGGCGGGCAGGGGACGAGACUUGGUGUUGCAUAUCCCAAGGGAAUGUAUGAUGUUGGUUUGCCGUCUCACAAGACGCUUUUUCAGAUUCAGGCGGAGCGUAUCCUGAAGCUUCAACAGUUAGCUGAAAAAUACCAUGGCAGCAAAUGUAUCAUUCCAUGGUAUAUAAUGACCAGUGGCAGAACAAUGGAAUCUACAAAGGAAUUCUUCACGAAGCACAAGUACUUUGGUUUGAAAAAAGAGAAUGUAAUCUUUUUUCAGCAGGGAAUGCUCCCUGCUAUGAGUUUUGAUGGGAAGAUUAUUUUGGAAGACAAGAACAAGGUUUCUAUGGCUCCAGAUGGGAAUGGUGGUCUUUAUCGGGCGCUUGCAGCCCAGAAUAUCGUGGAGGACAUGGAACAGAGAGGCAUUUGGAGCAUUCACGUCUACUGUGUUGACAACAUCCUAGUGAAAGUGGCAGACCCCCGGUUCAUUGGCUUCUGCAUCCAGAAAGGAGCAGAUUGUGGUGCAAAGGUGGUAGAGAAAACGAACCCUACGGAGCCCGUGGGAGUGGUUUGCCGAGUGGACGGGGUCUACCAGGUGGUGGAAUAUAGUGAGAUCUCCCUGGCCACAGCUCAGAAACGAAGCUCGGACGGGCGACUGCUGUUCAACGCGGGGAACAUUGCCAACCACUUCUUCACUGUCCCGUUUCUGAGAGAUGUUGUCAAUAUUUAUGAACCUCAGUUGCAGCACCAUGUGGCUCAAAAGAAGAUUCCCUACGUGGAUUCCCAGGGGCAGUUAAUUAAGCCAGACAAACCAAAUGGAAUAAAGAUGGAAAAAUUCGUCUUUGACAUCUUCCAGUUUGCAAAGAAGUUUGUGGUGUAUGAAGUACUACGUGAAGAUGAGUUUUCCCCGCUGAAGAACGCGGACAGUCAGAACGGGAAGGACAAUCCUACUACCGCGCGACAUGCCCUGCUGUCCCUUCAUCACUGCUGGGUCCUCAACGCGGGGGGCCACUUCAUAGACGAAAACGGCUCUCGCCUCCCAGCCAUUCCUCGUGCUACAAAUGGGAAGUCAGAGACCAUCACAACUGAUGUCAAUCUCAACUUGAAGGAUGCCAAUGAUGUACCAAUUCAGUGUGAAAUCUCUCCUCUUAUCUCCUAUGCUGGAGAAGGAAUAGAAAGUUACGUGGCAGAUAAAGAAUUCCACGCGCCUUUAAUCAUUGAUGAGAACGGAGUCCAUGAGCUGGUGAAGAACGGCCUGUGAACUGGAGACUAAGUUCCACCACAGUAAGAAUAGCUUUUACUUUUGAGAGAGCAACUGUGAACCUCAGGGCCUCUCCUGGAAUACUCACCCGUGAAUAUCCACGGGGUUUCCUUUCGCUUGUUGAACUCUUACAACUCCCGCGUGUUCCCCAGGAUCCAGAUGACUGAACUCCAGAAAGCAUUUUUAUGAUUCUCAACUCACUGAAGGUCUUACUUCUAUUUUUCAAUUGUAGACUUUGUUUUCCGAGCCAAGGAAGACGUUGGCCAACCAGGAAAUUUCCUACAGCUGGGGCAUAGUCAGGGUGUUCAACAUCACUGUACUUGGAGCUGGAAACAUUUGUUUUUGAAGUUGUACAUAGUAAUAAUAUGGCCUCGUAUGUGUCAAAAGCUUUCUACGGUACUAAAAGUGUGUUUUAUUUUAUCAGAAAUUAAAUUUUUUUAAGAAAAUAAUUGGACAGUCAAAUAAACUUUUCUUCUGUCUCUGGA